GAUCGUGUUGGUUAGUUUGUCAAUUCGAGUAUUUUGAACUUUUUAAUUGAGGAUUUUGAUUUUUUUUUUAAGUUGUUAGUUUUUUGUUGAUCUGGGUAGGUUUGGAAUUCCUUAUCGUGUAUUUAAUUGGUUUUCCUUUAUGCAGGGUUCUACUUUGCUUAAAGCGGGCUCUAAAAAUCGCAAAUGCCGCUCAACAGAUGGCUAAUGCUACUCGGGGUAGUGGUGGUUUAGUUAUGCUGUUCAUUGAAAUCAUCAAUAAGUAUCUCUAUUUUUUUGAGAAGGGAAACAACCAAAUCACCGUCAAUACAAUCCAGGAUCUAAUGGAAUUAAUUACUACAGAGAUGCAAAGUGAUAAUGCGGCAACAGAUUCUGCUGCUGAAGCUUUCUUUGCAAGCACAUUGCGGUACAUCCAAUUCCAGAAACAAAAAGGUGGCGCAGUUAGUGAGAAAUAUGAACCUAAUGUUAGUUUUUUUGUUGAUCUGGGAGAACUGAAAAGUUAAAACUUGAGAAAGGGAAACAAACUCGGUAACAAUUGCUCUUCAAUCCGCUAAACUUGUGAGAAUUGUCGCCUUUGAUCUUGCUCUUGGGACUCUUGAAUGGUUCCCUCAUUUGUCUUUGAAUACGCUGACGCUGACGCUGCGUGCUACGUGUGUCAUGGGAAGUUGCUUAUCCAAGCAUGAUCUCAACUCUCAAAUUGAUUUGGUAAUUGAAAUUUUGAAGCGUCCAGGAGAAGUCCUCCCUGUUUGUCUUAGUGUCGCACGAACGCUGUAAAUUCAUAAUUUAGUGUGCUUCAAUUUUAAUUUCUCGGCUUUUUUUUUCUCGGUUCAAAUUUUUAUUUUUAUUUCAUAUUGUAAUUUGUUUGAUUUUGGUCUGACAAUGGAGUUUUUUUCAUCUGCUUGAAUGAUA
Spinacia oleracea (spinach) is the source of this 906-nucleotide messenger RNA. RefSeq names its product vacuolar protein sorting-associated protein 35B-like. Gene Ontology annotation, biological process: intracellular protein transport; retrograde transport, endosome to Golgi. Gene Ontology annotation, cellular component: late endosome; retromer complex; retromer, cargo-selective complex. The record is from RefSeq and is a predicted model, not a curated record. Lineage: Eukaryota; Viridiplantae; Streptophyta; Magnoliopsida; Caryophyllales; Amaranthaceae. The transcript is spliced from 3 exons. Bases 198 to 500 code for a protein of 100 amino acids.